Capronia coronata CBS 617.96 is the source of this 1791-nucleotide messenger RNA. RefSeq lists its product as uncharacterized. Bases 1 to 1791 code for a protein of 596 amino acids. NCBI's taxonomy places the organism in Eukaryota, Fungi, Ascomycota, Eurotiomycetes, Chaetothyriales, Herpotrichiellaceae. The record is from RefSeq and is a predicted model, not a curated record. The transcript has 2 exons.
AUGGCUGCAAUUUUCACCUUCGGCGGCGGAGGGCCGGGUAUAGUCACAGGUCACCAACUACCCUUCUUCCAAUCUCAACUCGCAAAUGUUGACACGCCGCGUCUUACCUACCCAAAAGCUCAUCUUCUCUCGCUCCCGAGAGAAGUUCGCGAGAAGAUAUUCGGAUAUUUGGGACCAUCUGCCAGUGAGGUCGCUGAAGAGCCGCUCACCAGCCGCGGUGCUGGUGGUAUAGAGAGAAGUCUGCCACUGGUCUGUCGACAACUCUUCCAUGAUACCGCAAACGAUGGAACUCGAUAUGUUGUCAAAGUGCCGUGCAACAGACUCGAACAUUUUGUGGAACAAUCACUCAGCGAGUCAGCGGCAUAUAGAAAUAUGAAAGCUCUUACACUAGAGUUGCCGCACAACAGCCCGAACCAGUUCUAUCGAGAGCUGGCCACCUUCUUCAUACUUGCAAAAACAACUCUGGAAGAAGUCAAAAUCUUCGGAGUUGGAACAGACAGAUUCGGUAAUCUGACCAGUUCGUUGCACCCUUGUGGUAAGGUGAAUACCUCUCGUCGAGCACAACUGGGCAGCCUUCCUUGGAAUGGCCAAGACUACGAGCGGCGCAUCAUAUUCAUCAACAAUAUCCAGUGGCUUGAAAAAUUGAAGGUCCUGGUUCUCGAUAACUUGAAUAUGCCAGUCACUCAAGCGCAGCUUUUCAAGAAGAAGCCUCAACUUGAGCGUCUCCGCGUCGGGACCGACCCUCGCAUGAUGCUUCAUAGUCGAUACACGACAGCAUGGCAAGGCUUGGGCAUGUGCAAUCUCAUCUAUCCAACCGGCCAGAUGCCUCCGCUCAGAGAGCUCGACAUCUCCAUGAAUGGUGCCCUCACGACCUGGAAGGUCAUUCCACCAGUGCUACCAACUCUCGAGAUACUCAAUUGGACCUUCCCGGACUUUGCCACCCAGGGUGGUGUCAACUACCUUCGGAUUGGUAUUAGCCUCCUCACCGGACUUGGCGCGGCGCGGAAAUUGCGAGUCUUGAGACUCUGCAUUCAUGGUGCAAUGUACGAGCAAGUCAACGACAUGGCCAGUUUCAUGUACACCCUUAGAGACAGCAUCCAACGUGUCCCCACUCUCAAGGCCAUUGAACUGCAUGUCCAUUCAAAGUCGCCCUGGUUUGCUCCAGAGUUCAUCCAAGCUCUUCCGAACUCAGUUGAGAGAUUGUUCCUCGCGGAUCACUUUGUCCACGGAGACAUCAAACGACUUACAGACCUCGUCGGCGAUGCAUCCAAUACGUCUACUGAGCACCACUAUGAUGACUGGAAACCAGUUGUCGGCGACAAUCUUGGCAGAACGGACUAUAUCCAGUUUGCACCCAAGAAUCUGGGCUUUGUCAGCUACGAAUACAAUCACAAGAUGGGAGAGCAGUUCGAGACUGAUGUGACCAACUUUAUGAGAUUGAAUGGCCGAAUGCUAGACAAAGAGAGAAACAAGCAUUUGGCUCCACUCGAAGGCCGACACAUUCCAUAUGCAAAAGGAGGCAAAGCUGCAGAUCCACUUGUGACGCCUUGGUUCCCGGACUUUGAGGAAAUGAUUCCGAGAUCUCAAGCCGAAGUUGAACAUAUUGGCAAGCAGCUGAUUCAUCCCAUCUUUUACGCCGAUCGUCACUAUUUCGGCAACGAAGCAGCCGCCGAAGAAGUCUUUUGGGCAGAGCCCGUCGCCAAGGUCGCGCAGCGCCUUUGUUCUUCGCUUCCGGUGAUUGUCGAUGUCGAAAAGCCGUUCAGCGCUGAUAGUCACUGGCUGAGCUGCUGA